Molecule: messenger RNA, 1860 nt
Organism: Girardinichthys multiradiatus
Lineage: Eukaryota; Metazoa; Chordata; Actinopteri; Cyprinodontiformes; Goodeidae
Gene: rhbg
Product: Rh family B glycoprotein
Exons: 10
Coding region: 154-1593 (479 amino acids)
Biological process (GO): ammonium homeostasis; ammonium transmembrane transport
Cellular component (GO): plasma membrane
Molecular function (GO): ammonium channel activity
Source: RefSeq, a predicted model, not a curated record
GUCUGUGAGCUUCUUCUUCCACCGUCAUACACACCAACUCCCCAGCUUUUUGGUGUCUACACUGUGGACACCCUGGUGUCUGUGUGAGAGACACAAUCCUAGCCCAACUUGAAAAGAACGAACCUCUGCUCCUCAUCUGACCUGGAGGAAAACAUGACAGACUCAUCUACCAACAUGCGGUUGAAGCUGCCAGCUGCCUGCUUCAUCCUGGAAAUCAUUCUCAUCAUCCUCUUUGGUGUGCUGGUGGAGUACGACCACGACACAGAUGCAAAGCUGUUUAAUAAGGACAUGACAGACAGCAAAGCUAAUGAGCACCACGGACAUGCUGCUGGAACAUCUCAUAACAUCUCAUCUCACAACGCUGAGUAUGAGAAUGACUUCUACUACCGCUAUCCAAGUUUCCAGGAUGUGCAUGUAAUGAUUUUCAUCGGCUUUGGUUUCCUCAUGACCUUCCUUCAGCGCUACGGCUUCAGCAGUGUGGGCUUCAACUUCCUCAUCGCUGCCUUCUCCUUGCAGUGGGCCACUCUCAUGCAAGGCUUCCUCCAUGGCCUGCAUGAUGGGAAGAUCGCCAUUGGAGUGGAAAGUAUGAUUAAUGCUGAUUUCUGCACUGGUUCUGUGCUGAUCUCAUUCGGAGCUGUUUUGGGUAAAACCAGCCCCCUCCAGCUGCUGAUCAUGGCCAUAUUUGAGGUCACGCUGUUUUCUGUCAAUGAGUUCAUCUUGCUCAGCCUUCUAGGAACUAGAGAUGCUGGAGGCUCCAUGACCAUCCACACAUUUGGAGCCUACUUUGGCCUGAUGGUGACGCGAAUCUUGUACCGACCCAACCUUGACAAGAGCAAACACAAGAACUCUUCAGUUUAUCACUCUGACAUGUUUGCUAUGAUAGGUACCAUCUACCUGUGGAUGUUUUGGCCCAGCUUCAACUCUGCCAUCACAGAACAUGGAGACCCCCAGCACCGCACAGCCAUGAACACCUACUACUCCCUGGCAGCCUGCACUCUGUCAACAUACGCCAUGUCAGCCCUCACAGCCCAUGAUGGAAAGCUGGACAUGGUGCACAUUCAAAAUGCAGCCCUGGCUGGAGGAGUCGCAGCAGGAACAGCAGGUGAAAUGAUGCUCACACCGUUCGGCUCCAUGAUUGUUGGUUUUUUGGCAGGAAUCAUUUCUGUCCUUGGCUUUAAGUACCUCUCGCCCAUCCUAGAGGCUAAGCUGAAGAUCCAAGAUACAUGUGGUGUUCACAAUCUGCACGGCAUGCCUGGCAUCCUGGGGGCUAUUGUUGGGGCUAUCACUGCUUCCGUCGUCCCUAAGGAAGUAUAUGGAAACGGUUUGAAAAAGGUUUUCCCUGAUGUGGCGGAUGGGGUAAGAGACACAUCUUAUCAGGGCGCCAUGCAAGCAGCUUCCAUUGCAGUCACCCUAGGCAUUGCGCUUUUUGGAGGACUUCUUGUUGGUUUCAUUUUGAAGCUGCCCAUGCUUGGUGCUCCACGUGAUAAUGCCUGCUUUGAGGACAACAUCUACUGGGAGGUGCCUGGUGAAGAACAUCAUAUGGAGGAGCUAACUGUUGUGAGGACAGAAGAAGAUGAGACGCUCAACAGUUAGAAGAGCAGAUACAAUGAAACUAAGACAUACAGACGCAACCCAACGUUUUAACAGCACUUGAAAGUCUACAGGCUCAAAAAUACUCAUUAUACUCAUGCCGGCUGUCAAACUGUUUAUACAGUUGAAACAAUAUAUACACCACCGGUCAAAAGUUUUAGAACACCUUUCUCAUUUAAUGGUUUUCUUUAUGUUUAUGGCUAUUUACAUUGUAUGUAGAUUCUCAAUGAAGCCAUCAAAACAGGGAAUGAACACAUAUGCAAUUAUGUA